This is a messenger RNA of Cantharellus anzutake, 2640 nucleotides long. Its product is annotated as glycogen phosphorylase. Gene Ontology annotation, cellular component: cytoplasm. NCBI's taxonomy places the organism in Eukaryota, Fungi, Basidiomycota, Agaricomycetes, Cantharellales, Hydnaceae. Gene Ontology annotation, molecular function: pyridoxal phosphate binding; glycogen phosphorylase activity. Bases 1 to 2640 code for a protein of 879 amino acids. Gene Ontology annotation, biological process: glycogen catabolic process. The record is from RefSeq and is a predicted model, not a curated record. The transcript has 32 exons.
AUGCCUAUCACUGUAGCCGCUACCAAUGGUGGGGCAGCCAAGGCUGCCGCUUUGCCCGUUCCUGUUUUCGAUCCUCAGCAUCUAGGAAAGCCGCCUAAGCGUAGGGCGCAUAAACGGUCUGCAACUGGCUAUAUACCGGAACGCGAUGAGAAGACGGGAGACGAGAUCUGGCCGCGUGGAGACGAGGCUACCUGGAAAAAAGGCCUGCUCACUGAGCCUCCUGAGGAUGAGACCAGCAUCUCCAAUGCUAUUGUUCACCACGCCCAGACGACUAUUGCACGACAACCGUACAAUCUCGACGAUGCUGGAGCCUAUCAGGCCGUCGCUCUCGCCGUGCGCGAUGAUCUUAUCAUCAAUUGGAAUGAUACUCAGUCUCACUUCACUCGUACCGCGCCAAAAGUAGUUCAUGUUACCCGUUUGCGAACAGGACGGGCUCUUGAUAAUGCUCUCCUCAAUCUUGGCCUCAGAAACAAGUUUUCAGACUCUAUUGGAAAGCUUGGAUUUACUCUUGAGGAUCUUCUGGAUUCCGAACGAGAUGCUGGAUUGGGUAAUGGAGGAUUGGGCCGACUUGCGGCCUGCUAUUUAGAUUCCAGUGCUAGCAUGGAACUUCCCGUGUGGGGCUAUGGAUUGCGGUAUAAGUACGGUAUCUUCCAGCAGUUGAUUGCUCCCGAUGGGUCCCAGCUUGAAGCUCCAGAUCCAUGGCUUAACAAUGGCAAUCCGUGGGAAAUCCAUCGUCCCGACGUUAAAGUGGACGUACGCUUCUACGGUCAUGCCCAGCGCAUUAACCGAGGCAGGGCUGUCUGGACUGCUGGUCAAGAAGUAGUUGCUAUCGCCAACGACGUACCUGUUCCCGGAUACCGCACCCGCAACACGAACAAUUUGCGUCUUUGGGAUGCCCGACCUAAGUCGGGUUUUGAUUUGUUGAGUUUCAAUGCUGGCGAUUACCACAGGGCAGUGGAUUCAAGCAACCAAGCCGAGGCAAUCACCCGAGUUCUAUAUCCCAAUGACAAUCAUGAUGCGGGUAAGGAGUUACGAUUGAAACAACAAUACUUCUGGACGGCCGCUAGUUUGGGCGAUAUAAUGCGUCGUUUCAAGGAUCUCGGGAAACCUAUAACGGAGUUUCCUCAAUAUGUAUCAAUACAGCUUAACGACACUCACCCUACACUUGCCAUUCCUGAGUUGAUGCGCAUCCUCGUAGAUGAAGAGGAAGUAGAGUGGAGCACUGCAUGGCAAAUUGUCAUACGCACGUUCGCCUAUACGAACCACACUGUUCUCCCGGAGGCGUUGGAGAAAUGGCCUAUCCCCCUCGUUGAGAAUCUCCUGCCGAGACAUAUGCAAAUCAUCUAUGACAUUCCUCAACACCAAGCGGUUGAACGCAAGUAUCCAGGGGAUCGUGACCGAUUGGCUAGGAUGAGUCUCAUUGAUGAGACUUGGCCGAAAUUCCUUAGAAUGGCGAAUUUGGCUGUCAUCGGGAGCUUUAAAGUUAAUGGAGUGGCCGAGCUUCACAGUCAGCUGGUUCAGACUACGAUCCUCAAAGACUUCGCUGAGUUUUAUCCCGGGAAGUUCCGGAACAUCACUAACGGAAUUACUCCUCGUCGAUGGCUCGACCAAUGCAACCCUGGGUUGAGUGCACUGAUUACGGAAGUACUAGGAGGGAAGAAAGAUGAAUGGUUGAAGGAUCUCAACCUGCUCAAGGGUUUAACGAAGUACCAAGAUGACCCUGGAUUCCAGAAGAAGUGGAAUGCUGUCAAGCUGCAGAACAAGGAGAGACUGGCUCAUUACAUCGAGAAGACAACUGGUGUUAUUGUGAAUACCGAUAGUAUGUUCGACAUUCAAGUCAAGCGCAUUCACGAGUAUAAGCGUCAAAAUCUGAACAUCUUGGGUGUGAUUCACCGUUAUCUCGAGAUCAAGCGCAAGACCCCUGAGGAGCGCAAGAAAGUCGUACCACGCACCAUACUCUUCGCAGGGAAAGCUGCGCCUGGAUAUUAUGCUGCCAAACUUACUAUUCGUCUCAUCGUCAAUGUGGCGCGUGUCGUGAACGCCGACCCCGAUGUGAAAGGGAUUCUUACUGUCCUUUUCCUUCCGGACUACUCUGUUUCCUUGGCCGAAUUGUUGAUUCCUGCUUCUGAUAUCUCUCAGCACAUUUCAACCGCAGGGACUGAAGCGUCAGGGACGGGUAACAUGAAAUUCUGUCUUAACGGCGGGUUGCUUCUUGGGACUGUGGAUGGUGCCUCGAUCGAGAUUGCAGAGGAGGUCGGCGAAGAGAAUGUCUUCAUGUUUGGGCAUCUUGUCGAGGAUCUGCGAUACCAGCAUCAAUACCAUCACGUCAAUAUCCAGCAACGCUCUCAAACUCUCGCCGCAGUGUUAGACGAAAUUUCCAAUGGUAGAUUUGGCGAUGGUCACGUAUACGAAUCGCUCCUUAACACCAUUCGAGGCAAUGAUUAUUACCUGAUUUCAGAGGACUUCGACUCCUACCUAAAAGCUCAGGAAAUUGUUGACGAAGCUUACCAGGAUCGCGCAUCUUGGACCAAGAAGUCGAUUCGCACUGUGGCUUUCAUGGGUAAAUUCAGCUCUGACCGUGCAAUUAUACAAUAUGCGGAAGAAAUCUGGAAUAUCGAGCCAACCAAGCUGAAGGCUUAG